AUGUCUCCCAAGAGAAAGAAGGCCCUGGCCCAGAUUUGGUGGUCACUUUACUCCAUCGAAUGUGUUCUUACCUGCAUAACUGGGCGCCCACGCACUGUAAGCGCCAUUGACUGUACUGUACCGCCACCAGGCGCAAAGGGUACAGAACUGGAUUCAUCGUCUCGUGAAACCACCACAUCAGCUGCAAUCAGACAGGCAUCUGAGUCUUCUACUGGCGAGUCCAUGAUCAAAACCAGCGUAGAUCCGUUUGACGUAGCCUACGUUAGGAUCGAUAUCCUCAUGGACAAGAUCUUGUCUGGCUUGUAUUCCGCACAAAAGUCUGCCAAGUCCUGGAAGGCUGCCCAAAAGGAGAUUGCUUCGCUGUCUGACGAUUUAGAAGCCUGGGCCUUGCACUCCCUGGUUCGGGGUCCAGCAACAGCGACCGCUGCCACUUCAGAGAGCAACCUGAGCCGAGAGCAGGUGCUGCUCUACAUCUAUUACCACAACGCCAAAAUUUGCAUCACCCGGCCCUGUCUAUGCCGACUAGACAUGCGCAUAAAGGGCCAGAGCGAACAGUCGACUCGAUUCAACCAGAAGUCUGCUGAGGCCUGCAUAGUCAUGCAAGCCCUUACGGUCUUACUUCUUGAGUUGUCAUUGGACGGCAUACACUUAACGGUCGAAAAGUCACACAUUACAGCCUGCAUCGAUAAGCUCAUACGAUGGUUGAACUCGAUGAAACCCGUCGACGCAGUCAGCGAGAACGCAUACAAUGUUAUCGCCAGAGUCAUGAAUAAGCAGACCAAAGAAGAGGCGGCCCGUCGUCGACUACCUCAGCCACAAAUAACGGAUCAGCACCAAAAGCAACAACAAAUAGAGCAUAUGGCCUUUGACUCACAGCAGCGAUAUCAGCCGUACAGUCAACCUCUUACGUUGCAGCAGUCAGAUGUUGCAUGGCCAAGCGCUGACCCAUUCAAAAGCAACAUCUACUCGCAGUCCAACACAGGCAACUUCGAUCUCUACGACGCUCCUGGCGGCGACAUUUUGAACGAUCCCACCACUGGGCUAACAGAAUACGGUCAGCCUCUGAAUCUGUUCUAUGGAAAUCCCUACGAAUCAACUUUCGAUCACUGGGAAUGGGAUCCAGCGGCUUUUCAGGAUCCAGAUCAGCAAGGGUAUCCAGGAUAUGAAGGGUAUGAUCCAGGUGGUGGCUAG
Molecule: messenger RNA, 1191 nt
Organism: Alternaria incomplexa
Lineage: Eukaryota; Fungi; Ascomycota; Dothideomycetes; Pleosporales; Pleosporaceae
Exons: 2
Coding region: 1-1191 (396 amino acids)
Source: RefSeq, a predicted model, not a curated record